Messenger RNA from Vanrija pseudolonga, 1146 nucleotides. RefSeq lists its product as uncharacterized. The coding region runs from base 1 to 1146 and encodes 381 amino acids. The record is from RefSeq and is a predicted model, not a curated record. Lineage: Eukaryota; Fungi; Basidiomycota; Tremellomycetes; Trichosporonales; Trichosporonaceae. The transcript has 2 exons.
AUGCGCUCGACGGCGCAACAGCCCAUCCUCGACUCGACGGCAUACCCGCACCUCCUGGACCUCAUAAUCGAUCACUCUGGCGCCGUGUCGACCCUGCUCGCGUUCCGCAGCGUAUCCCGCCGGUGUCGCAAGCUUGCCGACGCCAAGCUCUUCCACCACGCCACCCUCCGGCGCGAGUGGUACCAGCCCCGGCGGAAGGGACUCGUCUCAUGGAUCUGGGGAACAGAGCCGCCACCGCGCAAGCGUCGAUCCGUGCUUGUCCCCGCCGUGGCCUCGCACAUUGAGGCCGACCGCCCACUCCCCCUCCUGCUCGACAAGAUCGCCGUCCUCGACCUCGUCGGCGCCGAGGUGGGCGAGCACAAGUCGUACGAGUUUAUCGCGCGGAAGCGCGAGCUGCGACCGGGCGAGCGCUCGCGGCGGACAGAGCUGGAGGGCGCGUACGCGUCCUACGCGCCGCGCGUGCUUCGCCGUUUCGGGCGCUCGCCGCAAGAGGACUGGGGCCGCGUCCUCGACGUCACCGCUGACUUUGUCGCGCCACCAGGAGGAAAGGACUACCGCAACUUCCGCAGCGUUAAAGUGCCCCUCGUCAGCCCGCGGGCGUGCUGGACGACUUCUUCGGGUUCCACUACGCGUGGGCUGCACAUUCCCGUCGACACGACAGUGGAGUACUUGACCCUCCGGCCGGAGGGCUUCCAUGUCCGCGAUGACGAACUUUACGACCUGAUGUACAUGACAAUCACACAUCGCCCGGUGCUGCACAUCGGACUGCAGGGCGAGCACUGCUCCCUCGGGUUCCGUAUCUGGAGAGCCGUGUCCUGGGACGACAUGGUCAUUGUCCUGCACGGUACCGCCGCACCUGGGGCCGUGUCGGGUGUAGUGGAGCAGACCCAAAGGACGAUGGAGGCCGACAGCUGGCGCGACUGCGGAAAGCUUACCGUCGUCGGUGCGCUCGCGGCUCUUGGCGGUGACGAGGAGGAGCUGGAUAAGAUCAAGGCCCGUCUGGCUAGAAGGUUGGCCUAUUGCUCCUUUGAUGAUGGGGGCCCGGCGGCGGGUGAGGUGGUGGAAUUGACGCGCUUCCUCACGAUGGACGAGUGGAUCGCCGAGCUGAGCGACGAGCAACGUGAUAUCGAGGCUGUUGUAGAAUAG